AUUGGGGAGGAUCUGAGUGCGCGCCAUCUCCCCAAACAGGCAUUAUCAGGGCGAACGUUAAGCCGAGAAGCAAGUGUAGUAGUACAUUCAGGUACACUUAAAUAGGAUCGGUUUCAGAUGUGAGAGCAUCACAAUCGAAUUUACUCUCACAGAGUACAGAGCAUCUUUUUUUACAUUGGUCGAAAACUAACAGUGAAGCACAAUGCCGAACUUGUCCGAGUUGAAUUUUGAGGAACGAACUCCUGUCGUUUUUCGCCAGCUUGCUGGGAUCAAAACAGGAGAAAUCCCUUGUCGCGUAUCCCAUGGUUCAUGGGAGAGUCUACCUACUCAAGUGGCCCCCUGGGUUAAGGCCCAGGUUGAAUUAUGUCAACCGGAUUCUCUACACAUCAUUGAUGGCAGCUUAUCCGAAGAAACCCGUCUAAAAGAACAACUAGUCAAGGCUGGUGUUAUCAUCCCAUUGCCCAAAUACGAGAACUGCUUCUUGACCCGAACCGAUCCCAAGGAUGUGGCCCGAGUGGAAUCCAAGACUUUCAUUAGUACCCCUGAAAAAAUUGAGACUAUUCCCCCCACCGCCGAAGGCAUCAAGGGAACUCUUGGCAACUGGAUGGCUCCCGAAGAGUUGGAUGAGAAAGUGAAACAGAAAUUUCCAGGCUGCAUGCGAGGCCGUACCAUGUACCUGAUUCCCUUCAGCAUGGGACCCGUUGGUGGCCCAUUGUCGAAGAACGGCAUUGAGUUGACUGAUUCAUGCUAUGUGGCCAUCAGCAUGAGCGUCAUGACCAGGGUUGGCAGCAGGGUCAUGGAUUGCAUCAGAAAAAGUGGAGAGUUCGUCAAAUGCUUGCAUUCAGUGGGUAAGCCUUUGGCUCCCGGACAAAAAGACGUCAUGUGGCCUUGCAAUCCCGAAGAAACCAUGAUUGCUCAUCGUCCUCAUUCUUCUGAAAUCAUAUCUUUUGGUUCCGGAUAUGGCGGAAAUUCACUUCUGGGAAAGAAGUGCUUCGCUCUGCGGAUUGGUUCUGCUUUGGCCAGACAACAAGGCUGGUUUGCCGAACACAUGCUUAUCAUGGGGUUGAAGAAGCAUGAUUCGGAAGAGCGACGAUACGUGUGCGCCGCAUUCCCUUCCGCUUGCGGGAAGACAAAUUUAGCCAUGUUGAACCCAACAUUGCCUGGGUACGACGUGACCUGUGUCGGAGAUGACAUUGCUUGGCUCCGAUUUGACAACGAUGGAUCCCUCCGAGCCAUCAAUCCUGAAAACGGGUUCUUUGGUGUGGCACCUGGAACCAGCGACGACAGCAACCCAAUUGCAAUGCAAACCAUUUUCAAGAACACCCUCUUCACUAAUGUUGCCAUGACUGACGACGGCGGCGUCUGGUGGGAGGGAAUGACCGAAGAAGCUCCAGCACAUCUGAUCGAUUGGUUAGGGGACGAUUGGACCCCCAACAAUGGGAAAAAGGCCGCUCACCCGAAUUCAAGGUUUUGCGCUCCGGCUGAGAAUUGUCCCAUCUUGGAUGAAAGCUGGGAAGAUCCCCAAGGGGUUAAGAUCGAUGCCAUCUUAUUUGGUGGUCGGCGACCCGAAGGUGUUCCUUUGGUUUCCGAGUCGCUGAAUUGGCAACAUGGCGUGUUCUUGGGAGCUGCAUUGAAAUCAGAAGCGACCGCAGCAGCUGAACACAAAGGCAAAAUGGUUAUGCAUGAUCCCUUCUCCAUGAGGCCUUUCUUUGGAUACAACUUCGGCGACUACCUCAAACAUUGGUUGGAUAUGGGUUCCAAGCACUCUGCUACUGUUCCCAAAAUUUUCAUGGUCAAUUGGUUCAGAAAGUCGUCUGCUGGCAAGUUCCUCUGGCCUGGAUUUGGAGAGAACGUUCGAGUUUUGGAUUGGAUCAUGCGCCGUUGUGAUGGCUAUGACGAUAUUGCCACCAAAUCUCCUAUUGGCUACAUCCCCACAGAAGAAUCGCUUAACACUGAGGGUCUGGGACGCAUUGAUUGGGCUGAGUUGUUCUCGACACCCAAGGACUUUUGGCUGGACGAAGUUGCGGAACUUCGUCAAUACUUCAAACAACAAGUUGGCCACAGCCUCCCACAAGAAAUUCAAUCCGAGUUGGACGCUUUAGAAAAGCGAUUUAAUGCUUGAAGUUAUCUACCAUCGACUUAGCCGCCCUUUACAUAGUGGUUUCCAAAUUCACACUGCUAAAAUAAUGAAAGAAGACCUGCAAUGCAUGUCGUCAGAAAGCAAUCAAAACUAUUGUAAUAAAUGAUAAUCAAUCAGCAA
Tigriopus californicus is the source of this 2260-nucleotide messenger RNA. RefSeq names its product phosphoenolpyruvate carboxykinase [GTP]-like. Gene Ontology annotation, cellular component: cytosol. Lineage: Eukaryota; Metazoa; Arthropoda; Copepoda; Harpacticoida; Harpacticidae. Bases 203 to 2122 code for a protein of 639 amino acids. The transcript has 2 exons. The record is from RefSeq and is a predicted model, not a curated record. Gene Ontology annotation, molecular function: manganese ion binding; GTP binding; phosphoenolpyruvate carboxykinase (GTP) activity. Gene Ontology annotation, biological process: hepatocyte differentiation; cellular response to glucose stimulus; propionate catabolic process.